CUUUCAGUCUGGCUACGGUGGUUCCUGGAUCCUGUGUGGGCGUACGCGCUUCGUCGUUGUGGCUUGUGGUUAGCGCUCCCGUUCCUUGGACUGCGGAUCCCUGGAGUGAUCCCCGGUGAUGGGGGAUCAAUCCGGCGGAUCGCGCAGAACGUAACCGUCUGCGACUAGUGUGUGACCAGUUUUGAUCUGACCGCGGCAACGUGUACGCAAAGCAACGGAAGAAUACAUCAUCAAUAUCUAUAUGCAAAAAAAUAUAAAUAAAUGUUUGUGUGAUUAAUAAGUAUAACAAAAAUAAUAACCAAAAGAAGAUAUAAAAAUUACGGAACAAUCGCCGGGGGAGUCCUGCAGGAGAACGACGACGGAUUGUCGGCGGAGGCGGUGGAAGUGCGGCGUGUAGUAGCAACACCUUAACACCUUACACACACCCACACUCACGCAGUUCAGUGCUCCUGCCCAACCAUGGAGUGCUGUCUGUCCGAGGAGGCCAAAGAGCAGAAGCGCAUCAAUCAGGAGAUUGAGCGGCAGCUGCGACGAGACAAGCGGGAUGCCCGGCGAGAGCUGAAACUGUUACUGUUAGGCACCGGUGAAUCGGGUAAAUCAACAUUCAUCAAACAGAUGCGUAUCAUCCACGGUAGCGGUUACUCGGACGAGGACAAGCGGGGCUUUAUCAAACUAGUGUACCAAAACAUCUUCAUGGCGAUGCAGUCGAUGAUUCGCGCGAUGGACCUGCUGAAAAUCCAGUACAGCGACCAGAAGAAUAUCGAACACGCCGAGCUGAUACGAAGUGUAGACUUCGAAACGGUGACCACAUUUGAACCACCCUACGUUCAAGCAAUCAAGGAUCUGUGGGCUGAGGCGGGCAUCCAGGAAUGCUACGACAGGAGGAGAGAGUACCAGCUAACGGAUUCCGCCAAAUAUUACCUAAUGGAAAUUGACCGUGUGGCGGCGCCCAACUAUCUUCCAACGGAGCAAGACAUUCUGAGAGUGCGUGUGCCCACGACGGGAAUUAUCGAGUAUCCCUUCGACCUGGAAGAGAUUCGGUUUAGCUAUCUGAGCGAUCUGGCGCGUAUCGAAGAUGCAGAAUACCUCCCCACCGAGCAGGACAUUCUCCGAGCUCGAGCACCGACCACCGGAAUCCUAGAGUAUCCGUUCGAUCUGGAUAGCAUUAUAUUUAGAAUGGUCGACGUCGGGGGACAAAGAUCUGAAAGAAGGAAAUGGAUUCACUGCUUCGAGAACGUGACAUCGAUUAUCUUCUUGGUGGCGCUGUCCGAGUACGAUCAGAUUCUGUUCGAGUCGGAGAACGAGAACCGUAUGGAGGAGUCAAAAGCUUUAUUCAAGACUAUCAUCACGUACCCAUGGUUCCAGCACUCGUCGGUGAUUCUGUUCUUGAACAAGAAGGACUUGCUGGAGGAGAAGAUCAUGUAUUCCCAUUUGGUAGACUACUUCCCAGAGUACGAUGGACCACAAAGAGACGCAAUAGCUGCCAGAGAAUUUAUACUCCGCAUGUUUGUAGACUUGAACCCGGAUUCGGAGAAGAUUAUUUAUUCGCAUUUCACGUGCGCAACAGAUACUGAGAAUAUUAGGUUUGUGUUCGCUGCCGUCAAGGACACGAUACUGCAGUCUAAUCUAAAGGAGUACAACUUGGUUUGAACAACACCGUCGGCUUCGUCAUGGUCGUCGUCAUCGUGGCCGUUACCGGAAAAUAUCGCCUCUGCUCUUUUCCUAGUACGAGUUGCAACAGCAACAGCAGCAGCAGCAGUAGUAGUAGUAGUAAUAGUAGUUGUAGCUGUAGCAGCAACAACAACAACAACAGUAAGAAUAAAUACCAACAACAGCAAUGUUUACCGCCAUCAUCACCAACACCACCACCACCAACUUCCACAUCACACAACGGAGCGCAAAAGCGGUGUGAUUUUUGUUGCCAAAGUAAGCGCGACGUCGUCGUCGUCGUAGUGGUUGUGUGCACGCGGAGCACGUCAAGGUAAGCGCGAAAUUGCACUAGUACUACUGUUGCGCGGCGAGAACAAUAGCAGCGCGAGCGCAGCCGAUACUACCAAUGCAUUCAAAACAGUUCGAACAAAAUCAUUUCCUUUGGAAUUUAAAGUGAAGUUUAGAGAAAAAUCAAGCAAAACCCAGUUGAGAUUAAGCCACUACUUGCCAGUUAAUCUUGUACUAAUUCCGUAAAGCCAAAUCGAGCGCGGAGUUUGGCACCGAACCACCCACACAAAGAAAACAUUUGCGCGAUGGAAAUUGGUAGUUUUUUGCAUUGUUCUUACUGGCGACCCUUGUAAACGGAAAAGAGUAAAAAAACUUCUUUUUAUUUUAUGUGCAUUUCUUAAUUGUUAGGGAUUGAAUUAUAGGCAUACCAAUAAAAAAAAACAAACAAAAGAGAACUAACCAACAGAAGAUAGCGAAGAAAACAAAAGCAUAAUAACUACAAACAAAACACUAAGAGUAAGGGCAAAUUAUCGUGUAACGAAAGCGUUAGAUUCUUGUUCUUCUUUUGUUGCAAAUUUUUGUUAAUAAUCUCCGUCACGCAUCGAUUUAACCUUUGUUUUUAGUUGAUAAAUGUUUGAGUCUGUACAGUUUUCAGUUUUUACGAGCGAUUUAGCAGAUAUUUAUUUAAUUUAAUUUUGAAUUAAAUUAUUAGUUGAUUAUCUUAUUCAUUGUUUUUACUUUCUUCCCCUUCUCAUCCCUAACCUUACAUUUUGUUUACUGACAAACACACACGACCACCACCAGCAAUCGUAUCAUCGUGUUAAAAUUUAUCAAUCAAGCAACAACUGCACACAUACACACAAAAACAUACACGGUGAUAAUAUUGCACUUUUUUGUAACGAGACACACACAAAGAUGUAGUGCGCAAAAAAAGGUAAACAACCAAUCAUGGAUUUACGCAUAAUUAGAAAUUCAGCAACAUUAGACACGGAUUAAUGUUCACAUAGUUGUACGCACACAAACAUACACAAAAGAAAAAAGCUGCGCGUACAAAGUCAGUUCUAUUUAUUUAACGCAAUGUUCUAGAUUUAAUUUUGUUUUUCUACACAUUCACUGUCGCGCGUGCAAUAUUGAGUGUUUUUUCGAUGCUUUUUCAAGCAGAUAAAAUUUUAGUUUAAAAAUUUCUACGUGAGAAAAACUUAUGACUGUGAACUGUAAAGUACUAUUCAUUUGAAUCAUUGCACAGUGGUCCAGAUCGCAAAAUUAAGUGGAAAAUGGAUUUUUCGAAAAAUGGUUAAGUUUUGGAGCUUUGGUGUCUUCAGAAGAGUUGUUACAAAUAGAAAGGGGCAACUUUUGGUUUGGUUGAAAAUUAGGGUGGUUCACGAUUAGGGUGAUUUUGGAAAUCUAACUUUACAUGAAUAUUUUUGGGAUUUUUUUUGUCUUUUAGAAAGUUGUUGGGCUUGCCAUUUCAAGCAACUUUGUCGAAGACACCAAAAUUUUAUCUCGUAAUCUACGUCUUCUAUGACCAAAUUUAUAGAAAGCAUCUGAGCAAACCUUCAAAAAUCAGUUUUUUGAACGUGGCAAUUCAGGGUUAAGUUUUAGAGAAAAGUGAUGUUCUGAGCACUUUUAGAGCUCUAAAAAACGAACAUUUUUAUUUGUUGACAUGCCAAUUUGGACUUAAGGGUCAAAAGUUACAGCCAUUUUAAGGUAAAAAUGAUGCAAAUUUAAAACUUAAAUAUCUCGAAAUGGCGCAAGCCAAAUUUUAAGCACUAGGUUGCAUUUGAAAGAGGAGAUCUAGCACUACAAACGCUGAAAAAAUCUCAGAGGUGUUUUUCUUUAAACUCGAGAUAUCUUCAUUUGAAAAAGUCUAAUUUUCAAGGGAAAAUCAUAUGGGACCACCCUAACGAAAUUCGAAAAAUGUCCAAAUAUAUGUUUUUCCAUGUAAUUUUGCCCGCUGAAUCCGAAUCUGCCCUCAGAAUUGAGCCAAAGUAUCGAAAAAUCGAGUUUUGGUCUUAAUUUGGUCAUAAAUGUUAAUUUUGCAUGGAAACCCAAAAAAUGACCAAAACUCGAUUUUUCGAUACUGUGGCUCAAUUCUGAGGGCAGAUUCGGAUUCAGCGGGCAAAAUUACAUGGAAAAACAUAUAUUUGAACAUUUUUCGAAUUUCGUUAGGGUGGUCCCAUAUGAUUUUCCCUUGAAAAUUAGACUUUUUCAAAUGAAGAUAUCUCGAGUUUAAAGAAAAACACCUCUGAGAUUUUUUCAGCGUUUGUAGUGCUAGAUCUCCUCUUUCAAAUGCAACCUAGUGCUUAAAAUUUGGCUUGCGCCAUUUCGAGAUAUUUAAGUUUUAAAUUUGCAUCAUUUUUACCUUAAAAUGGCUGUAACUUUUGACCCUUAAGUCCAAAUUGGCAUGUCAACAAAUAAAAAUGUUCGUUUUUUAGAGCUCUAAAAGUGCUCAGAACAUCACUUUUCUCUAAAACUUAACCCUGAAUUGCCACGUUCAAAAAACUGAUUUUUGAAGGUUUGCUCAGAUGCUUUCUAUAAAUUUGGUCAUAGAAGACGUAGAUUACGAGAUAAAAUUUUGGUGUCUUCGACAAAGUUGCUUGAAAUGGCAAGCCCAACAACUUUCUAGAAGACAAAAAAAAUCCCAAAAAUAUUCAUGUAAAGUUAGAUUUCCAAAAUCACCCUAAUCGUGAACCACCCUAAUUUUCAACCAAACCAAAAGUUGCCCCUUUCUAUUUGCAACAACUCUUCUGAAGACACCAAAGCUCCAAAACUUAACCAUUUUUCGAAAAAUCCAUUUUCCACUUAAUUUUGCGAUCUGGACCACUGUGCAUUGUUGAAACGCGUCCACGUUGAACAUUUCCGAUCCUUGCGUGUUGCGAAAACAAAUUGAAUUUUCGAAAAAAAAAAUCAUUUUUCAUCGAGAAAAACUGCCUCUUAUCGACACAGUUGCGCUUCCUCGCGCUCUCUCUCUCUGUUUUGUGCGACAUUUUUGCGAACGCAACGAAAGAGAGAGUGAAAACGGAAAAGUACAAAAACGCACUGUCGCGAGAGAGAGCUUUUUCCUCUCUGCUGCAGAGAUUCUCUCUCACGGUGGGAUCUUUUCAAGCGCAGUUAAAAAUUUCAAAUCGCACACACACUUAUUUAAACAAAAUACAAUGUUACGUGUAAUAACCCUCCUUUCGCUCCGAAUUCCUUCCUGUAAGUAAACUUAGUUAGCGUAAUGUAAAUUUGUUGUUGUGUUUUUUUUUAUUUCAUUAUUUGCUACAAAUUUUAAUAAUUUUCCUCUCUCGUAUUUGUCGGAAAUUGUUUCCUGGAACAGACCACACUCACACAAGCGCGCGCGCAAGCACGCUCGCACGAUGAGAGAGCGCUAGCGUUCAGUCAAAUUCGUACUACCAAGUUUUAGGAAGCCAGUUGUAACGAAACUUUAAGGGAAACAACACACACUAGAGAAGCUUAAUUUGUUCCGCAGCGCAAGUAAAUGGAGGAAACCAUUUUAAUGUGUAAUAUUAUUCAUAAUUUUAUACUUAAAGUUUAACAAUACAAAUGCAGGCAAGCAACAUGUGAAUGUAAUUUUCCUUCUCGUGAAGAUGCGGAUGGCAUUAUGUGGAAAAAGUGGGGAAAUUAAAACAGAAAUAAAAUACUGUAAAUAUUUCUUAGUGGUUUGAGCAAAUUUUAUAAAACCAUUCAAGAAAGCUGCGCAAUUUACACUUUUUCAUUUCCGAAUUGUUUUUGGUUACGUGCAAUUUGUACUGUGUUUUAACUACCGUAAAUUGCGCUAUUCAAUUCGCAGCCACGUCUAAAGUAUAAAAAUGAAGAGAAAAAAAUCGCAGUAAAUUUACUACAAAACUCCAUUACGAUCACACUCACACACAUAUUCAUUCACAGUCACUUUCAUGCUCACUUGAACGCGCACACACACUUUUGCAAGUUGAAGCAAAAUGCAUUAAAAAUUAAGGGAAAAAGUAUUCACACUCACACAACAUUAACGCAUAAAAAAGAAACUCCCUCACAGAAAUUGGAAGGGAAAUAAAAUGAUUCGAGUCAAAAACAUGCAAAAACGUUACAAAAACUCGUUUUGAGCAAACUCAAAUAACAAAAAUAAACAAACGAGGUAGUCAUUAAGACGAACAAUAGCAAAUAUCGACCGGAAAUUUGUUGACAUCUGCUUCUUAAAAAAAAUCAUAAGAAAAACAAAAAUAUUUAUAGGGAAGUCAUAGAGCAACGAAACAAGCUAAAAGUAAUGGCAAAACAAACAAACUUUUGCUCUAAUUUGUACGACACACACAAACACACGAUGAAAAAUCCUCUCCGCGGUACGUAAAAAUAAUUAAAGAGAAACAAAACAACAUAGGCUUUAGAUAGUUAGAUAAAGUAAUUUUGAUUGGUCCGAAACAAACACAGCAACAACAACAGUUAAUACAAGAACAACAACCAUGAAAAUCAUGCAAAUAGGCAAAGUUGAAAACGGUUACCAUUAAUUUUACGAUCUUCCAGACACACAAGCACGCACCCUCACAACCACAGACAAAACAAGCAAAAAAACGAAAAGCCGAACAUUUUUCUCCAACAGCACAUUUCAGCAAACUUUUAAGAAAAGUAAAACUGCUCGAAGCGACACACUCUCACAUGUGUACAUGAUUAAUUUUGCACAAAAAGGAAACAAUCGCUUGUUUGUGUCUAAAGUAGGCAACUCAAAUGAGAAAAGUGAAACCUAAUUGUGAUUAUUCCCCAAAAAAAACUAACAAACUAACUUUUUUCAAAAGAGAUCGUGCCAAGAACGUUUGAAAGAAAGAAAAAAUCAGUCGUGAGAUUUUUUGCACGAUUAAAUCCAACAAUCACACACUCACUCACACACACACCGCGCUCAUUCUCGUCGUCAUUGUAUGUGUUUUUUUCAUUUCGCUCUUGUCCCUCGUCGCAGGUUGAUCUGUGUGUUUUUUCAUCCCCCCGAGUCACGGCGUUGCACUCACUCACUCACCGCACACACUAAUCAUCUUUUUUUUCGAUAGAAAGUUUCUCUCGCGGCUGCAAGUUUGCGCGUUCCCCGUUUUAGUCUCUCUCGGACGACAGAAAGCAUGAGAGAGUCUCUCCGCUGAGAGAGUGUUAAACGAGAAGGAGAGAGAAAACGGAGAACGCAUGGAUUUCUCUGCAGAUUCUCGCGGAAGGUUGCAGACUUCUGCAAGCACGAGAGUAAACUUACCAACACAAAUGUCAAAAAUCACGACUUGAACGCGACUUUUUAGUAUUGUGUGCCAUUUUUUAAAUUAAUGAACGAAAUCUCCUCUCUUACGCGUUUACUAAACUGAAGUAGAUUGACGAGAAAUCAAUAAAGUAAUGCAGAAACUGGAGCUCGCAUAAAUCUCUGCUAUUAUUGAAGAAGAAAAAAACAUGAAAACAACAUUUAAAAACUGAAAAAAAUGAGUCAUCAAAUAUAACAAAAGAGGUGAAGUGAAUGCCUUUGUGGUUAAGGAACAAAGAUGGGUCAGUUGCGCAAGACGUGAACCAAAAAUAAUCAAAAAAAUUGAAAGUUUGUAAAACAUACAUGUAUCUCGCAGGCUAAAAAAAUACAUAAACAUUCAAAACCAGCUAACUCGGUUUUGGUAGCUGAACCUGACAUUGACAAAUUUGGGCUUUUCACCAAACCGUUGAUCGCGUUUCGAAUCGUCCUUUUUUGUGACCUAUCAGUUCAUCAACGAGGACGAAUUCUGUACGAAGCAACUUUUUUAAAGUGAAAAAGCCUCAACACCGAUUACUAAAUGAGACCAAGCGAAAGCAAACGUGUGUGCGAGAAGUUCAAAAUCUUAGGGUGAUCCAGGGUCAUUUGACAUACAAAUUUUAUGCCAAAUAUCCGUUACGGUAAACCCGAAAGUUUGAGGACAAAUCACACACACACACAUACAGGGCCAACCGUUUCGGUUCGCUGUUCCGUAACCAUUUUCGCCCAAAGGUCACGGAACAGCGAAGCGCUGGCCACCACCAAAUUUCAUAAUUACGACGAUCAAAAGAGAGAAAAAAAGAGAGCAAAAAAACACGCAGCGUUACUUAAAGCUGAUAACUACACGAAAACUGACUAUAGUGAAACAAGAGAGAGAAAACAAAAACACAUUCUUUGAAAAAAUGUGUUGAAAAUAAAAAGAAAAACUCAAAAUACGAGAAGCAUAAGUCUAGUGAUUCAACCUUUACAUUUCACCAUAAUUUAAAACAAAAAAGAAAAAACUAAUAUAAAACUCACUAAGUCACGAGCAAAAAAAAACCCACACACACACAAAAAAGAAGCAUAGAAAAGCUGACCCGAUUGAGUAGGACCCACAACAUCCCUUUUUAUAAGAGAGGACGAGAAGAAGAAAAAACACACACGCGAGAAAGAGAAAAGUACAUCGUAUUGAAGUAGUUCACCAAAAAGAAAAAAGGUCAAACCCUACAAUUCCGCACCGCAAGUUCGAAAUCGGAAAAGUUCCACGAAAACGACACCCCCGUGCUGUCUUCGUGAAACUUCUCGCAACCUAUUAACAAAAAAAAAUCACGUUUCUGUUGAGCCAAUACGGAAAUCGUGCCAACAUUUCGACAAAUCUAAACUCGAUUGAACGUACCGUGAUUGCUGGAACGAAAUCGGCGGAAAAAUGCAUAAAAGUUAAUAAUAUUUGAACCCCGGGACUCGUACAUUUUUUCGAAUGUAAACACGGUUGUUUUCUAAAGGCGCGCGUAAUCACAACGUUCAAUCGAGCGAGUUGCGGGACUAUUGCAAGGGAGUUGUUUGGUGUGCGAUACUUCAAGCGCGAGCGUGCUUUGCGUAAGGAGGGAAACGUGUGCGAAAAAAAGGUAGAGAAAUUGUAAUUGCUUGAAAAGUACGCGAAUUAGUGGGGGGAAAACAAACGUAACUGGACCGAAGUGUGUGUAAAAGUGAAAAAGGGUCUCCAUUUUCUAGAAAGAAGCGAGAAAAAAACAAUAUCUAGCUAACUACAUCAACAGCAGAAGAACACAAAGCACACAAACACACAC
Messenger RNA from Culex pipiens pallens (northern house mosquito), 8940 nucleotides. RefSeq names its product guanine nucleotide-binding protein G(q) subunit alpha (gene Galphaq). The record is from RefSeq and is a predicted model, not a curated record. Gene Ontology annotation, molecular function: guanyl nucleotide binding; G protein-coupled receptor binding; G-protein beta/gamma-subunit complex binding. Gene Ontology annotation, cellular component: heterotrimeric G-protein complex. Bases 460 to 1650 code for a protein of 396 amino acids. Gene Ontology annotation, biological process: adenylate cyclase-modulating G protein-coupled receptor signaling pathway; phospholipase C-activating dopamine receptor signaling pathway. Lineage: Eukaryota; Metazoa; Arthropoda; Insecta; Diptera; Culicidae. The transcript is spliced from 10 exons.